UAAUCGUCCACCAAUUCGCGGUAGGACGACGCAAUGGAUCGCUGAGUUAUCGCGAUUAAGCGGGCAGAGUGUUUUUUUUUUUUACGAGAUCUUAUCGUCGUCGCGAAAAAUCUUGUUUGCGAUAAAAGAGAAAAGAGGAAAAGCAACGGGCGGACAACGGGAAAAGCGAGUAAGCCUCAUGAUCGUCGUCGGCGACGCAAUGACGGGCAAACAUUACGCUGUCCAACGCCAGCCAAACAAAAUGGCCGCCAGCGAGUGCUUGACGGUGCUGUUGUUUACCCGUUAGGCUGAAAGCACACGGUGAGCAUUCCAAGGUGAGGCGCGCCUGUCGUCGAUUCCUCGUCGCCGCGCGCGUUUUUCUCGGAUUUUGUGCUGCCUCGAUUACGAGUAUAGCUUACUUCCGUUUUUUUUUGUGCGCAGUCAACGUCAGGUAAUAUUUAAGUAGUGGUAGUGGUCGUUACGCUACAAUCGUCGCGAUUGGCGGUGUGGACUUUUUACGAGGAGCGCGAAGCUUCCGCUUGCCAUCCUCGCGCGUCUCUCGGGUUCGCAUUGCGAUCCGAGAUAUGCAUCGAGUCAGCAGCAGCUGGAUACUUUGGAUUCACGAAACAAACCGCCGAUAAUUGUUCGAAUGUAAUUUGGCGCGCCCAGGCAAAGAUGUCCAGCUCGUAUAUCGUCGAGCCGCAAAGCGACUCCGAGAAGAAGGAUGACACGUUAAUUAUUGUUGUAAACGAUGACGGAACCUUAUCCGUCGAUCAGGCGACUCUACAGAACUUGAUAAUGACCCAAUCAACCGCUAAUGUUAGCGUAGUAAGACUCGGGCAAACUGAGACAGACAUCGAAAAUGGGGAUAUAACCUUGACUGUAGAUCCACCGCAAUUUACACAUCCUACAGCGAGCUCGGUAAGCGCCAAUGCUAGUACCGACUCGGGUGGGUUGGUAGAUCCUUUUAUGGAGAUGGAUCCAGAACAGUUGGAAAGAUUAGAGACAGCUCUCCAAAGUGAAGAAGCAAAGCAGAUACUCGGGGAGAAUGUCACUGCAAUGCUUGAUAUGUUGUCAGUAGAAGAGCAGCAAAAUACUAUACGUUAUAGUAUACAAUUGGAUCAUUGUUAUACAAGCAGAUUGUCGCCCAAUGAUCCAAUACCAAGAGAUCCCUUACCAAUUGUUGAUGAUUUGCCUGAUUCUAAUGAUGUGCAAUAUAUACAUCAAUCAUUAUCUCCUCGAACAACUGUUAUGUCAUCCAUUAAUGAUGUAGAAAAUGCUGGAGUUAAAGGGAAGGUUACUGUAAAGAGUGCACCAUUGCAGAGCAAACAAAUGAAUAGACCAAUACGUAAAGCCACUGUGUCUACACCUACAAAUGUAACUGGGCUUUCUAGAGCUAAUACAAACAUUGUUGGAACUCCCAAAUCAGGACAUCAUCUUAUAUCGAGAAAUCUAACAAAUGUCCAGCAUGGUAUAACUAAAGCGCAAGGUAGGAAUAACGAGGAGGAAGAGGAUGACGAUAUCACAGAAUCAUCCACGGAAUCUUCGGAAUCUGAACCACCAUCUGAUAAUGAUAACGAUUCAGACUUUGGUCCUCGGGGAACCAAGAGAACUAAUGCCAAGCCUCGAGGGGGACGAAAAGGUCUUACUACUAGGGGUGGUAGUAUGGCUGCCGUUCGUAGAAGAGGUCAAAAUAAACAGCUGGAUAUGGAGCAGGUGCGACGAUUAGACAUGGAAAUGGCUGCUGCCGUUAAUGCAAUGAAAACCCCCGAGAAAGAUGAAAGAUCAGAGAGGUUUAGUCCAACCAAGAAUAAGAGACAAAUCAAAACUCUCGGCGGAAAGAAGAAAGAAGACUCGCUAUACACAGAGGCGUCUCCGUCUGAUGAAGCAGCAUACGAAAAACCGCUGCAAACGACAAAUCAAGUAAAAGCGAAUCUAAUUAAUGCCAAUAUGAUUAAGGGUGAUAUGAUAUUAACCAAACCUGGUCAAGGAAGAAGUAAUCAAAAAGUUACAUUUGUUCAAAAACAAGUUCCAAUGAAACCGAACGAACUCAAGAAUAUUGGACUUAAAAAGUCCAUGAUGUUUCCUAAAGGAAAAUCUGUGAAUCAAACGGUUACAAAGUUUUUUGCAACUAAAGAUGGAAAAUUAGUACCAAUAGCAUCUAAAACGAUGAGUCCGAAUAUGCAGGUUUCUCAAGUAAAAGCAACAUUGACACAGCAGCAUGUGUCACAGCAAUCUGCACAGACUGUGAACCAAGGAUUGUCAGUGCAGCAGCAAUCAAAAAUUUCUUCGCCAACUAGUAAUACUCCAUUAAAAAUCAAACUUGGCGAUAUAAAAAGGGAAAAGAGAAAAUCUGAUACUAGCAUAGAAUUAUUCUCAAAGGGAGAAGAAAAUUCUGCAAAGUCUAUAGAGAAUAAAACAUUGGAUGGUGUGAAGAAACUUAAAAAGGAUAAUCGGAAGGCUCCAACAUAUGUAGCUGAUACUCUAGGUCCAGCGCUUUUUUCAACACCAGAUAUAAUCCGACGUGUUGGUUCGAAUAGCGAUGGAAAAAUUGCAGAUAACAUUGCAACACCUACAACUCCAACAACACCUUCUACAACAGUGAUAUCUACACCUGGAUCAUUGACAAUUCCUAUAUCGGCAGCCACUUCAUUGGAUAUUGGCAUUUGUGCUGAUUCAAAUGUAGCACAAAACAAUGCUUCUAAUUUUAGUAAUAAAAGCACAGUAUCUAAUAUAUUAGAACAAUCUGUUGAAUCAGAAUCGCAAUUGAAUCUCGAUGAGAGUAAUAAUGUAUUAUCAGCAGAUGAGAACGAACAAAAAUCGGAAAUAAAAACACCUAUUGAAGAAUUGCAACCGUCACUGGAUUCAGUGCCAAAUACUGCUUCUUCAGAGGGAAUUAUUCAGCCUGUGGUACUACCUCAUGUCCUAAAUCAUGUUUCUAAAAGUAGUGAGAUUGAAGGAGAAGAACAUUUAUUUGCUACUUUAGAAAUGGAAGCCAGUAAACAUGAAGAAGAACUUCUAGCAGAAGCUUUAUUGUUACAAGACGAACUGACAGAUGAUUUAGCUGAACAUCCUACACUGGUUGAUGCCACACCACCUGUGUCGGAAUCAUUAGCAUCAAGCAGCAUGCUUAUGCCUACAUUAAUAACAUCUGAACAAGAAUUAACCAAACCAGUGGAAGCGGCAACGACGACUCAAACAAGUAUUCCGAAAGAAACGAACAAGAAAUCUUCAAAGGAUGAUAAAGAGCCAAUUCAGAUCAUUCGGGGUGGUCGUGUGAUUACAUUACCACCCAUUGAAGCACCUGCAACUAGAAGUAAACGAUUGCAAAUCAAAACUGAAGCACCACAGAAAAAUCCUGAACCGAUAAAGAAAAUAGAAAAAUUCACUUCGCAAGUUCAACAAAUAUUACAUAACAAAGAAGAGCUAAAAAUAAAUGAAGAAGAUGAUGAUGAUGAUGAGGAGGAUGAAGAAGACAACUCAGAUUCAGAAGAUGAUCCAGAUCGAUUAUGGUGUAUCUGCAAACGACCGCAUAACAAUCGAUUUAUGAUAUGCUGUGAUGUCUGCGAAGAUUGGUUUCAUGGAAAAUGUGUACACGUUAGUAAGGCUAUGGGUCAACAAAUGGAGGAAAAAGGUAUAGAAUGGGUUUGUCCGAAUUGUUUAAAGAAAAAAGCUGAAGAAGAAAAAGCAAAGUCGAAUUUGCAAUCGCAAUCUGGAAAACAAAGAACUAAAAUUGAACUAAUAAAUGAAAAUUUAAUAUCGCAGAAAGUGUUAUCGAAAGAAAUACCUCUAUCAAGUCUUUCUGUUGAUUGUGGUGUUGCUCCAGUUUCUGGCACGAUGCAGUGUGUUGUAUGCAAAAAGGAAGCUAGAAAUUCCAGCAUUUAUUGUUCAGACGCAUGUAUUCUUGCACAUGCUCAAGAAACUUUGACCAAGGAUAAACCUGUACCAAUGGGUUCAAAAGCCACAAAGUCACCUGUAAUAGAAACUAAGGCAAAACCUGAAGCUAGAGUGAUAGUUCUUGACAGAAAAAGUGGCAAACUUCUUACUGGUGCAAAUGCUCCUACAAGAUCUAAUUUGCGAUCAUGGUUGAAAGAGAAUCCAACUUUUGAAGUGAUAGGAGCUAACAAUAUUAAUACGCUGCAGAUAGCUGGGAAGCUUGUUACACAAAUCCAAACAUCUGAAAAAACUACAAAACAGCCGAUUAAAAUGCAAACCAUGCCAAAGAUGAUCUAUACGAAGGUAGUUGGAUCAAAACAAACUGUUUUAGCACCCAAUAAAAAAAUUACGAUAAUUCCCGCUGCACAACAGCAAGUGAAUGUGUCGCCGAGCAAUAAGCCGAUGCAGCUAAAACAGACAAUAAUCUCCACGACGCCGGGAAAGAGUCCUGUAAUAUUGAAAACGGCAAUGCCGAAGAGUGUCAUGUCGACACAAUUGAAAACCCAAACAACGGGCUCACCAAAACAAACUCCAAUUAAGAAGCAAGAAACAAAGCCAUCGCCAUCCCAAUCGAAGCAACAAAUUAAGCUAACCCCGGUGAAAAAACCGGAAGCGGAACCUAUACGAGUAAAUAUUCGGAAAACGCUGACGGAAUUAUUAUCCAGCCGUAUAAAAGAAACCGAAGAUCUGAAAUUAACCGAUGAGGAGAUUGCCGACUUGGCCUUCAACAUAGAGCUCGAAAUGUACAAAUAUUUUAAGGAUACAGGUUCCAAAUACAAAGCAAAGUACAGAAGUCUUGUGUUCAAUAUAAAAGAUACUAAGAAUCUAACGUUAUUCAGAAAGAUUGCGGACCGUUCUUUGACGCCGGAUGCGGUAGUACGAUUGAGUCCGGAUGAGAUGGCCAGCCAGGAAUUGGCCGAGUGGCGAGAGAAAGAAACCAAACAUCAACUAGAGAUGAUAAAAAAGAAUGAAUUAGAUCUAAUGGCUCAGGCCAAAUCAAUCGUUGUGAAAACUCACAAGGGCGAGCAGAUAAUCGAGAAUGAUGGCGGAAUUGAUCAUGUCGAUCCUAAAACACCGGUGCAGGAUAUCGUUACCGCAUUGAAUAGCGGUGAUAGCAUAAGUUCCACGGUCGACGAUUUGGAAAAAGAUAAAGAGGAUAGACUGAAAUCGCGAAUGGAUGCGAAAAAGUCAAAGAAUAUGGACGAACGCAGGAAAAAAGACAAGGAGAGAGGUAGGGAACGUGAUAAUGUAAAAACCAAAAACAAGGAUCGUCGGGAAAGAAGUCACAGUCGGCAUCGGCGUAGCCGUGAUCGUGAUCGCAGCAAGACGCGAGAUAAAAGCAAAGAGCGAAAGUCUAGAAAUAAAGAGAGCAGACGCGAUAAAGACAGAGAACGUGAAAAGGAUAAAGAUCGAGAUCGGAAUAAAGAUCGGGAUAAAACAAGUAGGAAGGAAAGCAGAGAAAGAGGCCGACAGAAGGAAAAGGACAGGCAUAAGGGUAACGAUAGUUGGACGAGAAAUCGUAGUGAGAGCAGAGAUUCUAAGGAUAUCGAUAAGAAGGAGGAAGAACGAAAAAAGGAGACAGAGAAAAAGAAGGAAACCUCACCGGCAUCUGAGAAACCGAUCGAAGAUCGCCUCUGGCGACACAUAGAGGACGAGGCGACGACGAAUACGAUCGACGGAAACGAUUCUGACAUAUCGGACAGAGAACCCAGCUCCACUGUUACGAUCAAGACGCCCGACAUAAACGAAGAGCCUGAGAGAGACAAAGAACAAGAAACGGAUAAGGAAACGACUUCGAAAGGCGGCUGGCGGACUGUCUGGCGCGGUUUCGUCAAUAUGGUUGAUGUUGCCAAGUUCUUUAUAACCGCGCAAGAGGUAAGCGGCAAUGCUAAAGAUCUUAUGGACGAUCUACCGGAUACUGUCGAUGUUGUUGGUAGAAUCAGUCACGAAACCGUUUGGGAUUAUAUCUCAAAGAUGAAGAGAACUGGCUCUAAAGAGAUCCUGGUCAUCAGAUUAACGGCCGCAAACGACGAGGAAAAGAUUCCAUAUAUAACUCUGUAUAGCUAUUUGAAUAGCAGAAGCCGACUGGGCGUCGUGGGCAAUGUCUCCAAGAAUAUCAAGGACUUUUAUAUAAUGCCAUUUUCGAGUCAGAGUACGAUACCGCCAGUGCUUUUGCCACUCACCGGAUCUGGCUUCGAGGAGCAUAGACCGCAUUUACUUUUAGGCAUCAUAGUUCGCAACAAGAAGAAAAGAUUAACGGCUAUACCACCGGUCGUACCAACUAAGACGUCCAAGAAAGAAUCUGAUAGAAGUUAUACACCACCGUUGGUUAGCGUGCCGAAGGAAAAAACCACAUCGCCGCCGCCAUCCUCGUCAUCCAUGCUAUAUCACAAAGCGACCGCGUUAGACUCGACGAAAGAGAAACCGACGGUGACACAAAUGACUUUGGAAACUCUCAACAAGGCACACAUAGGUAUGUCGCGCAGCGUCAUAGACACUGCGACGAUAUGCAAGAUCGUGCCGGAGCUAUCAUCCAAGAUCGACCUAACUUCAUCGCCCGGUAAAGUCGCAUUGGAUGAUGAUGGGGACGAGCCUUACAGUCCCGGCGAGAUGGAUGAGGACAUAAACAAUCUGCAGACCACCACUGAUAGCGCCGCCGGUAUUCUCUCAUCCAGCAAAAAUUCCACGGAACUACAGAGAAAGAUGGAUGAGCUGAAUCGGCAGAUCGAGGAGCAGAAACAACAAAUUGAGGAGCAGAAGCAACAAAUACAGAGUAUUAGUUCGUCGUUUCUUGACGAAACGACGCCGACUCUGCCGGGUUUGGGAUUGGAUCCACCCAGCAACGACUGCGAGGAAGCUUACAGCCCAUCAGAUGCGCGCUCAUUCACGCCGCCUCCGCCUGAAAUCACCAAGUUCGCGCAACCCAUCCUCGACAAAGUCUCGGACAUCACUAUACCGCCGAACCUGCAAGAGAUCCUGGCGAAUGUCAAGCGACAGGAAUUCUCCAAAGUGGAUCCUUAUCUUCCAUCUAAACCUAGCGCGUCAUUUCUACCCGCGGCUGGCACAUCACUUUACGCUUCGAACACGGAGAAAUAUUCGCCGUCUUCUUCCAGAAUCAAUCAAUCGGAGAAAGCGUUGCCUGAAGUUACGAAAGAGAGCAAGAGUACGCUAAGCACACUAAGCGAUCUGGAUCUGAUCCGGAAGGCAGAAGAGGAAUUGGCUGCUGUUGCUGCCGCAACGGCGGCAGCGACAGCAUCGGCGAAUGUAUCCGCGCCAACAUCAUCAUCCUUGCUCACAUCUCCUGUUCCGAAUCUCGCCCUGACGCCGCCGUCUGUCGGUUCAAUGAAUGACGCACUAAUACCACCGCUGUCGCAGGCUCUUUCAUCGCUUCCCUCGGAGCCCAUUUUAGAAACUUCGUACAAGCCGACUCCCUCGGACUCUUUCAAGAAGACUUUUGCCCCCGAACAGCCGAAGCCACCUGGUCUCGAGGAUGAGGAUUUUCCCGCGUUUCCUUCGACUCCGCCAACGAUAGAUGUUUCUAAAGUGGCGGCAUCUCGCUCGAAAAUCUCACCUAAGACUGGUAUCAUAUUGAAUGUCAAGCGGAAAUUAAGCGACGACGGUAGUUCAUCAUCACCCUCUAAAGUACCGAGGACUAAAUCGCGUUGGGGUCAAGGACCAUCCGAAUAAGCCAGUCGAAUAGCUGCGGUAUAGUGAACUUCUAGAAUAUAAUUGUUCUGUGUACGCUAUUCAAUAAUACUAUUAUCGUCAACGUUUAAAGCGAAAAAGCGAAAUAGUUUGUUUUGCGCCGAAAGAAGACGAAAGAGCGAUAAACUAUGAAAAACUUGAUUGUAACAUAAUAUAUAAGAAGUAUGAAGUGUGGAAAUGCGUCUUAUAUGCGAUGAAAAAUAAUUAUAUAUGAGAUUACAAUCAUAAAAGACAGAGAAAAAAAAAGAUAAAGUGGAAGGAAAAAGAAAGAUAACGUAUGUUCCACAACAAUGAAUCAUCAAUUACGUGUUUACGUAAACAUUUGUCGCGUUCGGAAUAAAUCUUUAUGAAAGAUUUUAGACACAUUAUGUAUUCGACAAGCGCGUCGAAUGUAGAUGUAGAUAAAGCUUCUUCUAAGUAACUACCGAAUUUGUAAGAAAAACAUGCGAUGUCCUGUAACGGGAUGUACAAUCUAUAUCAGAGCUUUAUCCGCCAGAGAAAAAUUCUCUACCUUUCUUCCAUAAUUUUCUAUCCACUACUCUUUCUAUCCUCUUUCAAGGACAAACUUUGUUGAAAAGACACGUUGUUGCCAUCUUUCAAAUCUCGCUGUUUAUCGAUGAUAUUCUGCACGUGGCAAUACGGGAAAUCCAAAGAUAGUCCUGACAAA
Messenger RNA from Cataglyphis hispanica, 8287 nucleotides. RefSeq names its product death-inducer obliterator 1 (gene pps). The coding region runs from base 655 to 7602 and encodes 2315 amino acids. Gene Ontology annotation, cellular component: nucleus. The record is from RefSeq and is a predicted model, not a curated record. Gene Ontology annotation, biological process: DNA-templated transcription. The transcript is spliced from 16 exons. Gene Ontology annotation, molecular function: protein binding. NCBI's taxonomy places the organism in Eukaryota, Metazoa, Arthropoda, Insecta, Hymenoptera, Formicidae.